Messenger RNA from Danio aesculapii, 2343 nucleotides. It is a transcript of the gene gsnb, whose product is annotated as gelsolin b. Gene Ontology annotation, cellular component: cytoplasm; actin cytoskeleton. The transcript has 16 exons. Gene Ontology annotation, molecular function: phosphatidylinositol-4,5-bisphosphate binding; actin filament binding. The record is from RefSeq and is a predicted model, not a curated record. Lineage: Eukaryota; Metazoa; Chordata; Actinopteri; Cypriniformes; Danionidae. The coding region runs from base 99 to 2285 and encodes 728 amino acids. Gene Ontology annotation, biological process: actin filament severing; actin polymerization or depolymerization; barbed-end actin filament capping.
ACCCAGUACCUGCGGAAGCUCAUUGCUCAAACACUCUGCCGUCGACCAUCGCUGAUCUGUUGAUAACGCCAUUAAAAGGAGGUAUACAUAACAGAACCAUGGUGCACCACCCAGAAUUUGAGAAGGCAGGAAAGCAGACCGGCCUGCAGGUGUGGAGGAUUGAAAACCUUGAUUUGGUGCCUGUCCCUAAGAAUCUUUACGGUGGGUUCUACACCGGUGAUACAUACCUCAUCCUCAACACCAUCAAGCAAAACUCAGGCAAUCUGCAAUAUGACCUUCAUUUCUGGAUUGGUGAAGCAUGUACAGUUGAUGAGAGUGGAGCAGCUGCUAUCUUCACUGUCCAAAUGGAUGAUUUCCUUGGAGGAAAACCCAUCCAGUACAGAGAAGUCCAGGGAUUUGAGUCAAAAACCUUUCUUGGCUACUUUAAAUCAGGCAUUAAAUACAUGCAAGGUGGAGUUGCCUCUGGAUUCAAACACACGUCUGGUGCAGUAAAUGUGAAGCGACUUCUCCAUGUGAGUGGCAGACGUGUUGUCCGGGCCACUGAGGUACCCAUGAGUUGGGCUAGCUUCAACCAGGGUGAUUGCUUCAUCCUAAACCUUGGACAGGAAAUAUACCAGUGGUGCGGGUCCAAGUGUAACCAGUUUGAGAGACUGAAGGCCACCAGUAUUUCCAAAGACAUUCGUGAUAAUGAGUGUUGUAGGAGAGCAAAGCUUUUUGUAUGCGAAGAAGGAUCCGAAAAUGAUAAAAUAUUAGCGAUUCUUGGACCAAAGCCUGAUCUUCCUGACGCUCAGUCUGAAGACACCAAAACUGAUGCUUCCAACAGGAAAUCAGCCAAACUGUACAAGGUGUCAAAUGCCAGUGGGAGCAUGUCUGUCAGUUUGGUUUCUGAGGACAACCCCUUUUCCCAGAGUGAACUGCAGUCUGCUGACUGCUUUAUCUUGGACCAUGGUACCAAUGGCAAAAUAUUUGUCUGGAAAGGUAAAGAGGCUAAUAAAGAGGAGCGGAGUGCAGGUAUGAAAGCAGCAGAGGACUUCAUUAAUCAAAUGGGCUAUCCUAAACACACCGAAGUCCAAAUCAUGCCAGAGAAUGGAGAGACUCCUCUUUUCAAACAAUUCUUCAAGUUCUGGCGUGACACGGACCAGUCAAAGGGUAUGGGGCAAGCCUAUGUGCCCAACAAAAUUGCUAAGAUCAAGAAAGUGCCCUUCGAUGCAUCAUCUUUGCACAAAUCAGAGGCAAUGGCUGCUCAGCAUGGAAUGGUAGAUGAUGGCAAGGGAGACAAAAAGAUCUGGCGCAUUGAGGGAUCAGACAAGGUUCCAGUUGAUCCAUCUAUUUAUGGGCAGUUCUAUGGAGGAGAUAGUUACAUCAUCCUGUACACUUACAAGCACAGUGGACGUCAGGGGCAGAUUAUAUAUAUAUGGCAAGGAGAAGAGUCUGGUCAAGAUGAGAAAGGAGCUUCUGCCAUUCUGGCUGCCCAACUUGAUGCAGAGCUUGGCGGGAGUGCCGUGCAGGUGCGAGUAAUUCAAGGAAAAGAACCUCUUCAACUCAUGAGUAUCUUUGGUGGGCAACCAAUGGUAGUGUACAUGGGUGGGACUUCACGCGAGGGUGGCCAGUCACAAGCUCCUGAAGUCCGCCUUUUCCAAGUGCGUGCCAACCCUGCUGGGCACACACGGGCUGUCGAGGUUGAUGCUGUGGCCUCCAGCCUCAACUCCAAUGAUGCCUUUGUUCUAGUGACUCCUUCAGGCUCUACACUGUGGCUAGGUCAGGGUACAAGUGAUGCAGAAAAGAAUGGAGCGGAAAAGCUUGGCAGCAUUUUAGGAGUGACCCUUUCAGAGAUAUCAGAAGGAGCAGAAGGAGAUGUCUUCUGGACUGCUCUUGGAGGAAAAGCAGAGUAUCGCACCUCUGAAAGGCUCAAGAACAAAAUGGACAGCCAUCCUCCCAGGCUCUUUGCAUGCUCUAACAAGACAGGACAAUUCCUUAUUGAAGAGGUGCCAGGAGAGAUGACUCAGGAAGACUUGGCUCCAGAUGAUGUCAUGAUCCUGGACACCUGGGAUCAGGUCUUUGUUUGGAUUGGAAAUGAGGCAAAUGAAGAUGAAAAGAGUGAAGCUUUGACUUCAGCGGCCAAAUAUAUUGAAUCAGAUCCUGCCAGUAGGGAUAAGAGGACCCCUAUUGUUACAGUGAAGCAGGGCUUUGAACUUCCCACCUUCACAGGCUGGUUCUUGGGGUGGGAUCAUGACUUCUGGAGUUCUGACCCACUGCAUCGGGCCAUGGCUGGUCUGAAAAUGUAAUUGGAUUGAUCUAAUGUACCACCAAGAUGAUUAAAUGCUGUAUGCUGCCCUUUGUUUA